CCGUCACCGGAGCUGCACGCCGCGCCCUCAGCCUACCAGGAACUGCAACGUGUGCUGCAGCGGGCUGGCGCCCGUGACCGCGGGCCGGCGCCAUGCCGGUCAUGUACAGCUUCUGCUUCUGGUUCUCCGUCCGGCUGGGCUCCAUCAUCGUAGGCGCCGUGUCGCUGGUGCAGGCGCUGGUGGUGCUUGGGCUGGUUGGUGACGGCUACAACCACCCGCAGCGCGUCAGGGACCGCUUCUCCCACUGGCUGGACGCCUACAAACUGAGGUCACUCAAGAGCGCGGUUGCUGCCAUCCGAGACGAGCCUGAAUCGUUUUUGCUUAGUCUCAUCAUUCUGUACACAGCGUACGCCCUAUCGUGUCUGGGCCUAAUUUACGGCGCAUACAAGUGUAACCUGAAACUGAUGUACCCGUUCGUGGCGCUGGAUUUGGGACGGUUGGUGUCCAUGUCCGUGGUCUUCGUGAUGGCGAUGACGGUGCUCAAGGCGAACGUCUACAACUUGGGCAUCCUCAUUGGUUGCAGUGUCGCGGGCGGCUUCAUCCUAUUGUACCUCUUCUACCUGUGGUUCUGCACAGUCAGCAUGUGCCAGGUGGUGCGUGACCUGGAGCAUGCACGUGCUGAAGAGUCUACUCUACAACUGCAGAAGCAGCCGCUCUCUGGGCCGUACAGCAAGUAUGCAUCUACUGGUAUUGGCAUGUAUGGGGACAGCUAUGGUGCUUUUGCCAGACCUGUCUACUAAAACCACUGCUUCCCCAUUUUCCAGAAGCCAACACAAGACGUAUAUUGAGAAAUAGUCCUUUCAUAAUGUUGCCAAUUUUAAUGCUGAGCUUCAAUUCAGAUGAAGAUGGUCAGUUUGGUAAAUUAAGAAAGAUGUUUCUAAGUGUACAAAAUAGUUUUAUAAAUGUAAUUACUUCGUUUUAGUUUUGUAGCAGCAGAUGUACAAUGAAGAGUAUAUAAUAAAUUUCCACGAAAGAUAAACUAAAUUAAGUGUGAUAGUUUGAUCUACAAGUACAUUCUGUCCUUGUACAACAAAAUGUAUCGAAGUUUACCACUGUUGUAGCCUUAGAUGAGAUUUUAGAACAUUUUUUCCCAAACAUAUAGAUACAGAACUUUAUGGUUAUACGUAAAUCCUGAACAGAAAUUUCGGUUUCUAUUGAUGUGAACACUUGGUGGGGCAUUAAUAUUAAAGUUGUAUCAUAUCUGACUCUCUAUUGGAUUUUAAAUUUGGAAAGAAGCUAGAGAUCUUCUUCAGAAAAUAGCUACAUAAUUUGUGUUCACUAAAAGUAUCUGUAAUAACACUUACACCUGUUUUCAUACUGAUAAUGUGUUUAUGGAUCUUAAAAUGCAGCAAUCAGUAUUUAGUUCAUCAUUCACACACUCAUCAUACUUCAUACAUUUAAUCUCAGUAUGUAGCCAUACUCUGAAAUAUUUUGUUUCUAGACUCCUUCCUGCUGGUCGAUUGAUAUAAAACAAUGUGGUUUUAGAACUUUUUAUGAAAAUAUUGUAUGUUUAUUCAGAUACGCUUGUGUUUGUUAUUAACUUUUAUGUUCAGAUUUUUAAGUCCUCCAUGACAGAUUACAGGCUAUUGUGUAGCCGUUCUUGUCUCCCAGUUAUGUAGAAUUCAUUAACAAAUCAUGACUACACUUUACAAUAUUGAGGCUAUCCUUACUUAGUCAUAGUUCAUUAAGGCACAGGAGGUAAUGAAUAUGACUCAUGAGGCACUGGUAGAAGUGAAACUAUCAGGACAUCAUGUGGGUAAUGCAAUGUCAGCUCAGGGAGUAGUGCAAAAGGCAAAAGAUCCUGAGUUUGUCUCAGUCCACCUCACAGUUUUGAUCUGCCAGGACGGUUCACAUUAGCACACAGUCUGCUGCAGAGGAAAAAGCUCAUUCUGGAAUCUGACCCAUUACCAGAUCAUGAUUGCUUACAACAUUUGACAGUACUUCCUUGAUAGGAUUUUGCUGGUUCCUUUGCAUGUAUGAUGUGUGAACCUCAUUCACAUAACUUUUUUCUGCUUUGAAGAAAUGAAUUAGUACGGCUGUAUGAAAAGCUUCUUACACCAUAAUGUUAUAAUACUGUAGUGAGAAACUGUGUGAUCAUUAUUUUUAAAAAAGUAUCUAAUGAAGCUAAGUGUAUUUGCAUUAGCUGUUCAGUAUCAAUGGCAUGAAAUAAUGUUAUUAUCUAUACAUUUUUAUAAGUAUGUUCAUUCCUUAAUUGUAAACCCAAGCUGUGAUUUAGAUAAUAUACUGAUCUUACCAACGUUUUACUAAUAUUGUUCUGAAAAAGUUGAAUAUAACAUUGGGAAUCUAAUUUUAUUCAUAUUACCUAUUGAGAAUUUUUGUGACACAAUAAAAAUACUUAUUUAUAAGGCAAAACUAUUUGUGACUGUUAUAAUGUUGUCAUAUUUUGGGGAUAUUUCUUCAAAAUUAAUAUAGAGGUUCCAUCAUCAAUUAAUGACUGUUAAUAUCUCAUUUCUUGUAGUAACAAUCUUACCACAAACUGAUCUGGUCCAUGUUCCCAUUUCAUGUUUAAUCGACAGAGGAUUUUGUAUGAUUAGUUUUAGGCACCCAUUAGCAAUGUUAGCAAGUUGUAGUUGCUGAUUGACAGCUUCCAUUCUUCAUGAACUUGAUUGCCAGUCAUUUUUUGAUUGAGUUGGUGGGAUCUCCAUGAGAACAUUAGACUACAACAUUUUGCUUUAGAUCCAAAAUAAAUUUACUUCCAAUAACAAUAUUCAGUUUCAUUCACAGAGAUGGGUUUUAGCUGUUUUUAACACUUCAAAUAAGUU
Messenger RNA from Schistocerca cancellata (South American locust), 2783 nucleotides. RefSeq lists its product as uncharacterized. The record is from RefSeq and is a predicted model, not a curated record. The coding region runs from base 93 to 740 and encodes 215 amino acids. Lineage: Eukaryota; Metazoa; Arthropoda; Insecta; Orthoptera; Acrididae. The transcript has 6 exons.